CUCUCUCUCUCUCUCUCUCUCUCUCUCAUCCUGCGUGUGUUACCGACGCCUGUCCCAGUCCCGUGAGCUCAUCACCGGGAGCCGAGCGGAAGAAAGCUCCCACGAUCAGGAAAUACCGCUCAGACCCACCGCAGCUGCCGCUGUGCGCAGCCACUUCCUCCGUUAAACCGAUUUUCACCGAGAGCAAAACAUUUCUUGUUUGUGGAGGAGAGAUGCGGGUGGUAAACAGUCCGGCCGAACCGCGAAUCCAGUAACGGAGCACUGCAAGCCGCGGAGGGAACCGGAGAAUCCUCAUCAUCUUCAUCAUCCUCAUCAUCCUCAUCACGGCCCGCUGUUCCGGUGCAGCUGCUGACGUGAGUCUCCGGUACCGUGCGUGCGCAGCUGCUGGAGCAGGGUCUGGAGGCACGUUUGCACCCAGAAUAUGCUGGAGUGGGUGAGUGAAGUGUUCUGGCAGGAGCAUCUGUGGUUCCCGGAGGGUUUGGGAUGGGCUGAUCUGGAGGACCGUGAUGGACGAGUCUAUGCGAAGGCACGGGAUUUGUGGGUGGCACUGCCAAUCGCCGUCCUGUUUCUAGUAAUUCGACAGGUCUUUGAGAGAUAUGUUGCUACACCGCUAGCCUCUCUGCUGGGCUUGAAGGAAACAGUCAGACGGCGAGUUACACACAACCUCACACUGGAGUCCCACUAUUGCAACACAACUAAAAACCCCACACAGAGUUCAGUAGAGAAACUGUGCAAGCAGACGGGAUGGACCGAGCGACAGGUCCAGCGCUGGUUCAGGCGGCGCAGGAAUCAAGACAGACCCAACCUUCUCAAGAAGUUUCGUGAGAAGCCCUGGUUGUAUGAUCUCGAGGAGAUGUGGAAAGGCUUCCCCACUCUGACUCUCCUGUCGUCUCAGUACUGGUACUACAUGCUGGAGCUGGGUUUCUACACCUCUCUUCUCUUCAGCCUGGCGUCGGAUGUCAAGCGUAAAGACUUCAAAGAGCAGGUCAUUCAUCACGUGGCCACCAUCAUGUUGAUCAGCUUCUCCUGGUGUGUUAAUUACAUCAGAGCGGGAACGCUCAUCAUGUUCAUGCAUGAUUCAGCCGACUAUCUGCUCGAGUCAGCUAAGAUGUUUAACUACGCCCGAUGGAAGAACGCAUGCAACUACAUCUUCAUCCUGUUUGCUGCGAUCUUCAUCGUCACUCGCCUCAUCAUCUUCCCUUUCCGGAUCAUGUAUUGCACAUGGGUGUUUCCCGUGACCCUGUACCCUCCGUUCUUCGGAUAUUACUUCUUUAACGGGCUGCUGAUGGUUCUGCUGUGUCUGCACAUCUUCUGGGCCGUGCUGAUCAUACGCUUGGCCUUCCGCUUCUUGAGCAGUAACUCGUCGGUAGAAGACGAGAGGUCCGAUCGAGAGGAGACGGACGAGUCCGAGGAGGAAGAACAGAUGAGAAACGGAGAGAUAAAGAAAAGCGGACCAGCUCAGAACGGCCACGCUACAUAUAACAACAACCACUCUAAAACAGAGUGACGUCCCGAGAGAAACCCAAAGAGAUUCUUCCUCUCCUGAAGCAGAGCAGAGACGAACACGCACACAUACAGUUACAGUCAUCACACGAACACCUCUCUCUGGAGGGACGAACAGAGAGCAGUGCUGCCUCGAUUGACAUAAGCUUACAGGAGCAGAUCACCUAGAAAUCUACAUCCUUUACUGAUGCCUCUCCAAACCUCGGUGACUUUCUUGCAAAGACUUUCAACCUGCUCUUCCCCAUACAAUGAAAAUCAAUGGUGACCACGACGGUCAAGCCAGAUUUGCCGUCUGUUCCUCACACAGAUCAGUGCUCGUCUCAUAUUGCUGCAUUUUUUUAUGCUGCGUCUUUGUGCUUUCUAGAGCUUGAAAUCCUUUCGUUUCAUUGUAUGGUAGACAGCUAUGGAAGCCAAUGGAAUACAUGAAUAAAAGGUCAUUGUGACAUUGUAUCUCACAAUUCAGACCUUGUUUCUCGCAAUUCUGAGAAAAACAGAAUUCCGAGAUUUAAAACUCAGAAUUCCACGCAAUUCCAGAGUUUAUGUCCCAUAAUUCUGAGUUUACAUCUCGCAAUAAUUAUGAGACGUAAACUCAGAAUUGCAAGAAAAAUGUCCGAAUUAUGAGAUAAAAAGUCGCAGUUACAUUUUUACAUUCCCUGGCGGAAUCAGGCUUCCAUAGAGAGCAGCUCUGACAUUAUGCGUAAAUGAUGACUGAUUAUUUUAGGUGACCUGUGCCUUUUAAAAGUGCCUUCCUUUGCCAUUGUUUGCUCUUUUUCAUGCCUUGUUUUUAGUUUUUAAUUUAAGAAACUGCAGAAACUUUUUCCAGAGUAUAACCAUUCAUCAAUAAUACCGAACACAUGUGAGUACCAAGUACAUCAGUUUGGUCUUAAAGUGCGGUCACAAUUCACUGGCAAAAAAGGUAAUAGUCUAUUGUCAGUAGUGUAGCGAUGUAUGAAGAACAUCUCGCACAGAAGUCACUUCCAAACCGAUUACGCGAGAUGGUCGAGUGCAUUCAAUGCAUUUUCACUCAUGGAAUAAAUUAAUCACGGCGGCUGGCAGUAAAUAAUGCAUUUCUGCAAUGGCAUUGGUUACUAGAAAGGUUUUGUUCUGUAUGAUGCUGCAUCUCUGACUCUGAAGUGUCAGGACGAUCAGGCAGAGCACCAAAGAAGUCACUGAGUGCAUCUUAUAAUAUGGCCGAAUGUUACUAACUUUCUAACGCAAAGGAGAAAACAUGCACUUCACUGCCAGUUCUCCUUCCAUUCAGUUUAUGAAUAUGAUAUUUAACCCAUAUUUUACUCUAAAGCUCCUAAUUAUGAACGACUCGUAUCGGCCAGUUGUAGCUCGGUCAUGUUCACACCGAUUCUAAAUAUAUGAACACCGUGCUUUCUUCCGUCUCGAGCAGCUGAGAUGAAUUCGGCUCUCCUCAUUUCUCUGAGGUGCAGGCUUUUCUCUCUCAAAGCGGCCAGUGCUGUCUACAUUCAUGAUUCAAUCCCACAGCUGCUUCAUCUGAAUCCGCUCGUUCACAUCGCGUUUCUGUGUCCUGCUCCGAUUUCAUCAUUCCUCCCAUGGUCCUCCGUCAGCCUCCCAUCAUUCUCUUCUCUACAUUGUUUCAGAUGCAGUCGACUCGAUUACAGUGUUAUCUUUAUUUUGUAUUUUCCUGUGUUUUGUAAUAUGAUAUUAUGGAGGAUGUUAACAAUAAAAUACUGAAUGUGAGUCACA
Sinocyclocheilus grahami is the source of this 3219-nucleotide messenger RNA. RefSeq names its product ceramide synthase 2b (gene cers2b). The transcript is spliced from 10 exons. The record is from RefSeq and is a predicted model, not a curated record. Gene Ontology annotation, molecular function: sphingosine N-acyltransferase activity; DNA binding. Gene Ontology annotation, cellular component: membrane. NCBI's taxonomy places the organism in Eukaryota, Metazoa, Chordata, Actinopteri, Cypriniformes, Cyprinidae. Bases 422 to 1507 code for a protein of 361 amino acids. Gene Ontology annotation, biological process: ceramide biosynthetic process.